Pistacia vera is the source of this 832-nucleotide messenger RNA. RefSeq names its product protein NOI4-like. Lineage: Eukaryota; Viridiplantae; Streptophyta; Magnoliopsida; Sapindales; Anacardiaceae. The record is from RefSeq and is a predicted model, not a curated record. The transcript is spliced from 3 exons. The coding region runs from base 140 to 367 and encodes 75 amino acids.
UCCAUGAAAACAGCGGUUAGAGUGAGUGCCGCGUAAAAGGACGUGUUUACUUGUAUUAUAAAUAAAACCUUCUCUAUUUGCCUAUCAAACUCUUCAUUACCAGACCUCCUCUCAUUUCCCAAGCUUCUGUCUCUCACUCAUGGCAUCUCAAGAUAGAGGGCGUGCAUUGCCCAAGUUUGGAGAGUGGGAUGUAAAUAACCCAGCAACAGCCGAAGGAUUUAGUGUAAUAUUCAACAGGGCUCGAGAUGAGAAGAAGGCCAGCAGUGAUGGUGGGAAAACUUCGACCCCCCCAAGAAAUGACAGUGUGUACAAAACAAGUGAUUACUCUCAGUAUUCUCCAAAGAGAAAGUGGCUAUGCUGUGGUUGAAGCCACUUUCAUCUUUCAGAGACUUGAUAUUAGGUGGACCAUUGCAAUUUCUUGCUUUGUAUUUUCUUUUCAAAAAUUUCUUUGAUUAGUAUCAGUAAAUGGAAAUUUGACAUAAAUUUUUCGUGGGAGUUAUUAACAAACUCAGGCGGUCAUUGGUUUUAUGAGUUCUUUUGUUGGGUCGUAUAAGCUCAAACAUCAUUUCUCUUAAUAUACUAUGCUGUUAUCUUCAUUUCAUGUAUGGCAAUAAAAUGAGGAAGCCUCAAAUUCAGCUAAAUGCUAUAUUUCAACUAUAAAAUUUCCGCCAACAGACUGUCGUUGACUAUUGGUCUAAGAAUCUGUUGUAGCAGAAAGCGGGAACUCUCAAAACUCUACAAGAAUUAAAACAUACAAAGUAAAAAACCCUUUUACGACGCGCUGAGGGAAUUCUUAAAUCAACAUUUAUGUGAGUUGAUUGAGACAUAUUCA